Penicillium chermesinum is the source of this 1473-nucleotide messenger RNA. RefSeq lists its product as uncharacterized. The record is from RefSeq and is a predicted model, not a curated record. The coding region runs from base 1 to 1473 and encodes 490 amino acids. The transcript is spliced from 3 exons. NCBI's taxonomy places the organism in Eukaryota, Fungi, Ascomycota, Eurotiomycetes, Eurotiales, Aspergillaceae.
AUGCCUUUUGGACCACAACUGGUUGCUGGGCUGAGGAAGGCAACUCUUACGAGAGAGCUCCAGCCCGGCGAAGCUUACCUCGUCCGCUUUAAAAACUCAUGCCGAGGAUACAAAACUGAUAUCUGGCUGGGGAUUAUCAUGCCUGAACCGUAUGCCGCCGAACAUUUGAACCGACGUCCUCAGGAGGCGAAAUCGACCGAUGGGAUUUGGAGCGUGAAACCAGCUGAGCGAACUUACCCUCUCUACAUGCCAGGCCGCAACAGCUAUCGAUGGGCAAAUGUUCAUGACAUAUUUCAACUCGAAGAAGCCCUUCCCCGCAUCUUUUCGGACGAUAGUGGCCGUGAAGGAACCGACGUCUUCAAAAAGCUCCACCGGAUUGCGAAUGGAAAACCUGCCUGUCACUUCUGGGAGCUUAUGGCAGACCUGGAAGUGCAGACCAAGGGCAAACGUAGCCGAGAGUUAUCUUUAGUCUUGCCAGAGGGCUGUGAAGCUCUGGUGAACUCUGACGAAGACCAGCAGCAAGAAGAAGGGUCUGAACCCGAUGAGCAUCCCCCAGCAAAGAUUGCAGCCUCCCAGUCAUCUUUCUCCGCAUCUCGCAACAAGACCACCCAAACAGCAGAGCACGUGGUUCACGUGAGCUUCCCUGGGGAGAAGAAUCUUUUUGCCAUCAAAGACAAACAGAACUCGCCUAAGAGACACCCCAUUUUGCAUAAGAGAAAGCCAAAGCCGAAAGCAGUAGUAGCUACGAGUAGCUUCCCCAGGACCGAUGUCUCUUUCAAGGCGGAGGCGACCGCCCAUUCCAGUGCACAACAACCAUCGACGGUCUUCACGAUGAACUUGAUGACUGUCAUUGAAAGCUUUAUCCUGCAGAAAGAAGUUGCCGAUGAGGUUUUCGCUAUUUUCGAAGCCACCGUCAGCCUUCGUGAGCCGGAACUCGGGAAAUUGCGCUCUUUUCUCGCCAGCAAGGAGUUUACACCGCGGAUGACAUUGAAGACAUUGUUUUUUGCGGAUACGUCUAUCGGGGAUAUCCUCAGGAUUGGGCGAUCCUAUGAACUCAAAGAUGUGGCUGACGCAGAAGACCUAUCGGUCGAAAUUAUCUCGCUCGGCAAUCUAUACGCACAGGCACGCCGCUAUAACAUGCGUGAGCUCAUCGCGGACAUCACUCUUAAGCUGCAAGUCGCGUGGAACUCUUAUCCUGGCCUAAGUCAGCUAGGAUUCUUACUAGAAGUAACCAGUCUUGCGUUCGAGGAAGACAUUCAACCACCAUACAAUGGUUUGCAGGAGUGGCUUCUCAACUUCAUGGCCGAUGCUUUCGAUCUGUUCACUUACGCUUGUUCAGAGCCUUUCUGGCAGGUCUUGCAUGCGGAUGAUGGGCUGAAAGAAGCUGUGUUUACUCGUCGAGCUGAUAACAUGAAAGAGUCCCCUACGAGGUACAUCGACAUCCCUGCGCUGUUGCGCAGCCGUGGUAUCUGA